UUAAAAAGAUCGAUCUCUUUCUUUAUUCCCUCCAUCCUUCUAAGCCUCCCUUCUCAUCUGCUCCUGCUCUGCGGUUUCACACCAUCUCAUCUCUCCAUUGGUCCAUAUUCUCAGAGUAGGCACUGACUGAACAGCACAGGUACCAUCCUAAAUUGCCCAGGUUUGUGUGUCUGGAGCUGGUUGACAGUACAUUCAUUUAAUAGGAUGUCGAUAGUGAAUAUUGUUGCCAGGGAGAUUCUGGACUCCAGGGGAAACCCCACUGUGGAAGUAGAUCUGCAUACUGCCAAAGGUGUGUUUAGGGCUGCCGUGCCCAGUGGAGCAUCCACUGGCAUCUAUGAGGCCCUGGAACUUAGAGAUGGAGACAAGAAUCGCUACAAGGGCAAAGGGGUCCUUAAGGCUGUUGGCCACAUCAAUGAUACCAUCGGACCUGCCCUCAUCCAGUCGGGAAUCAGUGUGCUAGAACAGGAGAAACUGGAUAACAUGAUGAUUGAGAUGGACGGUACUGAGAACAAAUCUAAGUUCGGGGCCAAUGCUAUUCUUGGAGUCUCACUGGCCAUAUGCAAAGCUGGUGCAGCAGAGAAAGAUGUCCCUCUGUACCGCCACAUUGCUGACCUGGCAGGAAACAGAGAGCUGGUCCUCCCAGUUCCUGCGUUUAAUGUAAUCAAUGGAGGCUCCCACGCUGGUAACAAACUGGCCAUGCAGGAGUUCAUGGUACUUCCUGUAGGGGCGGAGUCUUUCCGUGAUGCUUUGCGCGUGGGGGCAGAGCUCUACCAGACCCUCAGAGGAGUCAUCAAGGAGAAGUACGGUCAGGAUGCCACAAAUGUAGGGGACGAGGGCGGGUUUGCCCCUAACAUACUGGAAAAUAGCGAAGCCCUGGAGCUCAUCAAGAUCGCCAUAGAGAAAGCAGGCUUUACAGACAAGGUGGUGAUAGGGAUGGAUGUUGCUGCUUCAGAGUUUUUCAUUGAGGGAAAGUAUGACUUGGACUUUAAGUCUCCACCCAAUGCCGCCCGCCACAUCACUGCACAGCAGCUGGCCGACAUCUACCAGGGCUUUGUGAACGACUACCCAGUGGUAUCCAUUGAGGAUCCAUUUGACCAGGACGACUGGCCAGCUUGGACCCAGCUCACAGCCUCAGUGGGCAUCCAGGUGGUGGGGGACGAUCUGACGGUCACUAACCCCCGCAGGAUAAAGCGAGCCUUGGAUGAAAAAGCCUGCAACUGCCUGCUGCUUAAAGUCAAUCAGAUUGGCUCCGUGACUGAGGCCAUCAAGGCGUGUAAGCUGGCUCAGGAGAAUGGCUGGGGGGUGAUGGUGAGCCACCGAUCAGGAGAAACAGAGGACACUUUUAUAGCUGACCUGGUGGUUGGGCUUUGCACUGGACAAAUCAAGACUGGAGCUCCCUGUCGAUCUGAACGUCUGGCCAAAUACAAUCAGCUCAUGAGGAUUGAGGAAGAGUUGGGUGACCAGGCCCGCUUUGCCGGGCACAACUUUCGCAAUCCCAGUGCCCUUUGAGUGCCAAGGCUAAAGGCAGUGGCACACACAUACACACACACACACACACACACAGACACUCUCACGCACACACAAACCUCACAUCACGAGGCCCUGUCAGAUACUAAGCAGAGAAAUAAUCACUCACCUUUCUCAGAAAGGCUCUAAACACAUAGACACAGUGAAAUCAUUACAAUUAAUUAGUUUUUGAGUCACUAAAAUGCUCAGACGGUGCUCUUUAGCUACACUGACCUGAGGCUUUAGUAGGCUGGUGAGCACAUUGACGAGCAGCUCAUUUGCAGGAAGAACCGGAAAAAAGCCAGGUGGUUUCACGUCUCAGCACAGACAAGCACUUUCCUUCGCACACUUGUCCUCCUCUGUCUCUCCUGGUCCCUCUCCCCAUCUCCUUUUGAAUUUCUGCUGAGGUGUUUUGAUCUUUUGUGUCCCAUUGUUUCCUCUUCCUCCUGUCCCUCCUCUGGCCCCCGUUCCCUAUGAACACACUUCACAUAAAAAAGCUUGCCACAAAACUAUGUCUGUUACCUUUUCAGUCUGAGGUUAAAAAGGCUCAAUAAAGAUGUGAAUAUAUGUUAACUCUGA
Molecule: messenger RNA, 2085 nt
Organism: Myripristis murdjan (pinecone soldierfish)
Lineage: Eukaryota; Metazoa; Chordata; Actinopteri; Holocentriformes; Holocentridae
Product: gamma-enolase
Exons: 13
Coding region: 205-1509 (434 amino acids)
Biological process (GO): glycolytic process
Cellular component (GO): phosphopyruvate hydratase complex
Molecular function (GO): phosphopyruvate hydratase activity; magnesium ion binding
Source: RefSeq, a predicted model, not a curated record